AUGAAGCCAACAACAAUUUUGCAAAAACUACAAUUACUUCGCCCUCCGAAGCGGGAGGACGUGGACUGGGACCACUGUCUACCCGUCGAAGUCCUCGAACAGAUCUUUGGUUACCUUCUUGACGAACGUGAUGCCUGCCCAACGCGUGUUAUGUUCAUCAGAGGUACCUUCCAGCCGACGCUCCGCGCUGCUGCACUAGUCUGUCGAGGGUGGCAUGACGUCGUGACGAAACAUCUAUACAACGAGAUUUACCUCUCGUCGACGAAGGCUUUGGAACUCCUCACCGAUACACUGGUGAAGUACAAGUAUCUUCGGCCCCUCGUGCACCACUUCCAUUUUAGCAGCAAAGUGUAUGCGUCGGGAAAUGCACAGAUGUUGUAUACAGCGAUGGAUAUAUAUAGCUUACGGAAGAUUCAUGAGAUAUGUCCGAAUCUGAAGCUUCUUGUUAAGGCGAAGCCAUGGAUGAAGGCCUUGCCCGCGGACGAUGACCUCGCGUUUCGCGCUCUCAAGUUCGAUCGCGCGCAGAUUGAUAAGCUGACGCAUUUGGAGUUAGCUAUGCCGAAUGGUGCGAUUUUCGGAGGGAGAAUGGGAUUUUCGUCGUCCAUCGAGUUCCCAGCGCUACAGGAAUUGUACAUCACAGAAUCCUGGAGGAAUUAUUACGACGACACGGACUUGAACACUCCACAGUGGUUCCGAAUGCCACAACUUCGUCGCUUAAGUCUCUUGGGUGUUAAAGUGCAUAAAUGGCAAACACUUACCUUCCCUGAACAUUCACCGCUUAUCAAUACCAUCGAGUUCUUGAAAGGGGAUUACGAGAACGUGACGAACUUCUUCGAUCCAUUGACGAGCCCACUCCUUCCGUAUAGGAAGACGCUCGAGUCGUUGACGAUUACUGCGAAGCAGGUUACUGAAGUCACAUUUCCCAAGACCUUCAGAUGGAUUGAACUUCUUGAUCCAUACAUACAAAGCGAGUCAAAAUGGUCACUUGCGUUCCUCGAGAACCUCGUCGAGCUUUGUCUUCCGUUUAGGAGUUUCGCGAGGAUAGAGAUAACAAGCUACCCUCCGCACCUUAAGGAACUGGUCCUCUCCGGAUACCUAUGGGAACUCUUCGAAGAGGACACGGACGACAUAAAAUGUGGAGGUGAUAACCUAGAGAAACUUGUUAAAGUUAGACAGGCAGGGCGUUACUUAAGGGAAUUGAAGCGUAUACGGGUCCUGGUGCGCGAUGUGGAAACGAGGAGGUCGUAUGUGCAGCUGAGAGACCAGCUUCCUGGUGUCGAGUUGAAGUUGGGAACUGGCCGUCUUUAUGAUCUUAGCCUUGAGGAUAACUUCAAGAAGCGGAACGAGAAUGUGUAUACGAAUAGUAGCCAUACGAAAGCGGAUGAUGCUCACCAUGACUAA
This is a messenger RNA of Fomitiporia mediterranea MF3/22, 1401 nucleotides long. RefSeq lists its product as uncharacterized. The transcript has 3 exons. The coding region runs from base 1 to 1401 and encodes 466 amino acids. The record is from RefSeq and is a predicted model, not a curated record. Gene Ontology annotation, molecular function: protein binding. Lineage: Eukaryota; Fungi; Basidiomycota; Agaricomycetes; Hymenochaetales; Hymenochaetaceae.